AACAAACCGAGGAGCUUUAUAUACCUCUGUCCUGUGAGGACUGACAAGGAAAGGAAGGGCUAACGCCUAAGCUCCCUGUGGAUUAGUUUUUGAAGUGCAGAAAGCAUUGUGAGACACCACGGUCACUGCACUUUCCUGUAGGCUGGCUGCACAGGAGGUUGGGACUACUGCUGCAUAUACUGCUCUCUCACAACUCUUCCUCUAGCUUCUGCUUUGCUUCCAGCAGUCUUCUGUCUUCCCUGCACUUCACUUCUGCCUCUGACCAAGAUCUCCGGAGGUGGAACCCUUACAAAAUGACAGAAAAUCAGACACACAUCAGUAUCAUGAUGUCAGACUCAAGUAUAAAUGGCAUCCCUAACAGAAAACAAUCUUCUCAAGACCCAUCAGUCAGUGGAGGAACCACUGUGACCUUUCACAACAUCUGCUACAGAGUGAAGGUGAAGAGUGGAUUUAUUUGUUGUCGCAAAACAAUCGAUAAAGAAAUUUUGAGAGAUAUCAAUGGGAUUAUGAGACCAGGACUGAAUGCAAUUCUGGGACCCACAGGCAGUGGCAAAUCUUCGUUACUGGAUAUUCUGGCUGCAAGGAAAGAUACUCAUGGACUGUCUGGAGACAUUUUGAUAAAUGGAGCUCCCCAGCCUGCCAACUUUAAAUGUAUUUCUGGGUAUGUGGUACAGGAUGAUGUGGUAAUGGGAACCCUGACUGUGAAAGAAAACUUCCAGUUCUCAGCAGCACUUAGGUUACCAAAGUCUGUUCCUGAACAGGAAAAGAAACAACGAGUUAACCAGAUCAUCGAGGAACUUGGUUUGACACAAGUGGCAGAUUCCAAGGUUGGCACCCAGUUUAUUCGUGGAGUGUCAGGGGGAGAGAGGAAAAGGACUAACAUUGGAAUGGAACUCAUUACUGACCCUGCAGUCUUGUUCUUAGAUGAGCCAACUACAGGAUUGGAUGCCAGCACUGCCAAUGCUGUCUUGCUUCUCCUGAAAAGGAUGGCAAAGCAGGGGAAAACAAUAAUUUUUUCCAUCCACCAGCCACGAUACUCCAUAUUCAGACUGUUUGAUAACUUGACAUUAUUGGCCACAGGAAGAAUGCUCUACCAUGGGCCAGCUCGGGAUGCUAUUGAAUACUUCAAAUCUAUUGGUUAUGAGUGUGAGCCAUAUAACAAUCCUGCUGAUUUUUUUCUGGAUGUCAUUAAUGGAGAUUCAACUGCUGUGGCAUUGAACAAGACAGAUGAAGCUGACUUGGAAAAUAAUGUUGGAGAAUACAUCAACCAUGAAAAGACUUUGGCAGAGAAGUUAGCAGAGCAGUAUUCCAGUUCUACAUACUACAGAGAAACAAAAGCAGUACUAGAGAAUAUUUCUUUGGGAAAUAAAAAGAAAACAAAGUUCAAUUUCAGACAAAUUACAUACACAACUUCCUUUUUUCAUCAGCUCAAGUGGGUGUCCAGACGUACAUUUAAAAAUUUAAUUGGCAAUCCUCAAGCCUCCAUAGCUCAGCUUUGUGUAACAGUUUUCCUAGGACUUGUGGUAGGUGCCAUUUUCUUUGGAGUGAAAAAUGAUUUUACUGGUAUACAAAACAGAGUUGGUGCAAUGUUCUUCAUGACCACCAACCAGUGUUUCAGCAGUAUUUCAGCUAUUGAACUUUUUGUUGUAGAAAAAAAGAUAUUUAUACAUGAAUAUAUCAGUGGGUACUACAGAGUGUCUGCAUAUUUCAUCUCCAAAUUAAUGGCUGAUCUAAUACCCAUGAGGACUAUGCCAAGCAUCAUCUUCACCUGUAUAGUUUAUUUCAUGUUAGGUUUGAAGCCAACAGUAGACGCCUUCUUUAUAAUGAUGUUUACCCUUAUGAUGGUGUCAUACACUGCCACUUCAAUGGCACUAGCUAUUGCAGCAGGACAGAGCGUGGUGGCUAUAGCAAAUCUACUCAUGACCAUCGCCUUUGUCUUUAUGAUAAUUUUUUCUGGGUUGCUGGUAAAUCUUACAAGUAUCAUGUCUUGGCUUUCCUGGCUCCAGUACUUCAGUAUUCCUCGAUAUGCAAUGACAGCUUUGCAAAUCAAUGAACUUACUGGCCUCAAUUUUUGUGCUGGUAGCACUAACACAAGUUGGAGUGAUGGGAAUGCACAGGUCAGCCAACCGUGGUGUACUGGAGAAGAAUAUUUGAAAAAUCAAGGGGUUGAGGCAACUGCCUGGGGCCUAUGGCAGAAUCAUGUGGCCCUUGCAUGCAUGACAAUAAUUUUCCUUACAAUUGCAUAUCUGAAACUGCGCUUCAUGAAGAAGUUCUCUUAAAACAAAAGCAAAAAUAAAAACAUAGCAGUAAUACUUAUUCUCUACUAGCAUAAGAAGUUGAUUCGUUAAAAAACUCACAACUAUUUUGUUAAUAAAACUCCUUUAUAUUUUUUGCUUCAAAAUUUAACAAAGUUAAUAAAAACUCUUCAGCAUUAGUAAAUAUUUAUUAUAAUAUAGUUUCCUGAAAUUUAUUGCAAGCCUGAAUUCUCCUUAUGGGUAUGAAAAUGAUAAACUAGUAUUAAUUUUUCUAAGAGACCAAAAAGCCUGCUUAGAAUUUGUCAACAUCCAGUCUCCAUCAGCAAAGUAAAUGAUCCUAUGCUUACUGAGUUGUAAAGACCUCUCUGAUUUUGUAUGUACAGAGCAAUAGGCUGACAAGAAAACAGGACUCUAUUUCCCAUUUCCCUUUCUGCAUAUUGCAGCAUGUAGUCAUAAAAUUUGUCAAGGGCCAGAUUUUGGCUGGUGUUUACACGGUUUCAUAUUUGUCAUGGGCAGGAGAAGGCAUAAGAAGUAGGCCUGUGCGAAUAGGAAAGUAUUCAAUUCAGAUUCGGCUGAUUCAGAGGACAGUGAUUCGAUUUGGAGAUUCGGGUCACUGUCCCGAAUCCAUUCUGCCAAAUCAGUUUCAAAAGAUUUGGUGCUGAUUCGGAGAGAUUCAGUGAUUUGGCCAUAAAGUAUAAUGGGGAAUAACUGAAAUACCUAUAACUUUCUCAUUUUUUGGCAGAUGUAGAUGAAAGCAGCAGGGAUGGUAUCCCCUUCUGAGGGCAUAAGGUCUGCCAAGUUUCAAGGAGAUAGGUACAGGGGUUUCUGGGAAAGUGCACCUCAAGGUUCUGAAAGCAAAACUUGUGUCGUGUAUGUGUUAAGGGGUGUAGGUUGUAGCCAUGUUGGUCUAAGGGCAUAGGCAGACAAGGUGCUUUGGGUCAAUCUAAUAUCUUUUAUUAGACCAACUGAAUAGUUGGAGAAAUGCAUCUUAGCAAGCUUUUGGUUUUAAAAACCCUUCGUCAGGCUGAGGAAACAUCUGUAGUUGAUGUGUGUGCUCUUCCUAGAUGGAAGGAAUAGUAAAGAAGCCAGAGGCUGGCAUGCAAUGCAGGCAAGAAAGCCAGUCAGUGAAAAUGUAAAUUGAGGCAGCAGGAGUAAGAGACAGGCUGGGGGGGAGGGGGGAUGUAGCAGGUAAAAGUGGAGAGGUACCUGGGGAGUCAGAUGUCAGCCAGGUUACAGUGUGUCAUAAAUCCAAUGUCUAUAUUGAGUCCAUGAGGUUUUGUAUCUAGGAGGUGGAUGAUGUAAAGUACAGUAUGUUGUUUCUACAUCCCUCCCCCCAGAGCACUGUGAUUGGAAGGGAACUCAGGGAGAGGACUGUGAUAGAAAGGGAACAUAGUCACUGGCCAGCUACAGUUGUCAGUCUUCCCCAGCUUCUCAGUUUCUGUUUCCCUGCAAGACUGCCUUCCAAAUCUUUUCCAAAUCAAUUCAGAUGCUCUGAAUCAAUUCAGAGGUUUUUAUGGGUCUCUCGAUUUGAUUCGGAUUUGAUGAUUUGGCCUCUGAAUUGGGCCAAAUCUUUUCCAAAUUGAAUCAACGACCAAAGCUUUUCACACCCUUAAUAAGAAGCUGUGCAUAUUUUGAAUAGCUUAGAUAACAUCUAGAAAGGAUUUUAGGUCCUAUACUUGUAGGGAUUUCCUGGGGUUACUCCAUUGCUAGGUUUGUAUGGUGCUUCAAAGGCACUAGAAGGAGCAAGAAGGGGAGCAUGGUUGUGGCUCAUCCCUGCCCCACCCGUUUACAUAUUUUACAGAUACCUAAUGGGCUACCAUAGCUUCAGCAUUAUAGAAAUCAAUACAUUUGAGCUGUAAAUGUAUAAAACCCCUAUCAAAAAUUUGAAAAUGUAUUGAAAUGUACAUGCCAAACACUGUUCAUGGUUUCUUUGUGCAGUACUUCAGUUACAGGCAUAGACAUCUCCCUCCUUGACAGCAUAUGUAUCUAACCUGUCAGCCAGAGGUACAGGCAAGUUGAGACAGAAUAUAAAAUAUACUCUUAAUGCAUCAAGCCAAUUGUGCAGCAUAGUCUUCCUGGCUAAGUAUAGACUUAUAAGUAUAAGUAUAGGGGGCAGCUAAGUUGGCUCAAAAUGGUUGCCUAAUAUCAGGUAAGUCAGGAUGGGGGGCUAAUGGAGGGAAGAUUGGGGGUCUGCUGGGGACAGGGGGAUAGCCAUGAUCCAUGGGUGGGGGUGUGUGAUCUGAAGGUGGGGUGGGGUCCCCUCUGCAACGAACCUCCACCCCCAUCCCUGCCCCUUACUUGUGUGGCUCCAGCAGCGGUGAACACUAAUAAAAGCAGUUGCACCUGGAGCAGCUUGUGGGAUGGAGGUUGAGAGGGUUGGCUGGGGAGGAGAGGACUGCAAGAGGCCAGAGGGGCAAAAAAAUAGCACAGUGCUGGGGAUGAGGGAGUGAAAAGAGCAGUCCCAGAGCUGGGACCAGUGCCUGGGUUCUCUCAGCCCCGGGGGCUGAACAGGGAAACUGUAUAGAAGUUCCAUCUACUGGUUUGACCUAAAUUGAAUAAGCCUGAUAUUACAUAGAUGCAGCUUUAUCUUAAACCGAGUUCUGUAAUUUUUAGAUCAGUUUUGUGCAUGGAACUUAUGUACAUUUAGUGGUUUAGAUUCAUUGCUGGUCACUGAGACCUGGUCUGUCAGUGUAAGUUUGGCACCGGGAAGAGCUAAAUUUAAAUUGGGUGGCCAUUUUGAAUCUGACUUAAACUCCCCAGACGUUUGUACUUAGCCCCUAACUCCUAGUAUUCAGCUUAUUCCUUAAAAGCCAGAGACUGAGUCCUGGAAAUCUCAUAUAAUAAUUAGGAUGACAAAACAUUACUAUCAUUAUUCAUGUAAAUUUACAUCACUUUUAAAUUGUACAAAACAGUACUGUAUUGCUAGCCCCAAAUAGGAAUAGGAGUCAGAUACCCCUCCCCCAAUAAUGAGAUUGUCUUAAAAUCUUGAGUAUGUUUUAUUAAUAAGCAUGUGGAGGUUGGUUUUAUUUGUCUGCUGGUGUCUGAACUUUUAAGUGCACUACUUUUGAUAUCUUUCAAAUCUUUCUCUAUAUCUGAGGCCAAAAAAUGUCUUCUUUUAAAGUAAAAUGAAACCUGAUAUUAUCGCAUACAGUUUCUUGAGUCCAGCUACUGGUGUUUAAGGAAAAACACCAGUAUCUGUGACAAAAAGAUCAAUGAAAAAAAGUCAAGAGGUGGCAACAGUAGCUUAACAACAUGUUGCAUCUGUAAUACAUUAAUUUGUUCUUUCAAAACAUAAAUCAAUAAUUUACACUGCAUUUUAAAUUCUGGUGGUUAUGUUUGUCAUGUUCCCUCAUGCUUAUGUGUGAAAAGAAAGGGUAGAUAACUGUGCCCACUGCUUUUAAUAUUCUGUUAAUAAUUUUUAUAACACUAGUGUUUAUUCUUCCUCUCCAUAAAGGAAACCUUGUGUGCUCUAGUGUAACAAAUCAUCUUUGUUACCCUUAGGCCCCCUCUAUACGAUAAAUUUAUGUCAUGAUUAACAUGUUAAUCAUGGCAUAAAUGCAUGAAUGUCGCAUGCCUCUUGAGGCUUGCGGGGCACGGUGACCACUCGCAGGCGGCAGCGCAGUGGCAGCGGUGAGCUUCUGCAUGCAGCUACAGCAGUGUCAGUGGCAGGCUGAGUGGGGAGCUCCCACAGGUGGCUGCGGUGGUGACGGCGGUAGGUGAGGGGGUAGCGAGUGCCAACCGGCAACUACCUGAAGACAAUCUUGCGUCAGCAGAAGCCAGUCUCAGGGGGUGCACCGCCAAUGCGUAAGUGGGAAGGGUGCUUCUUGGGAUUUCAGAGCAUACCAUUUUUCAUUAGUACAAUGUCAAGUAAAACGCUUCUUUUACUAAAUUAAAAAUGGUCUUUGGUAUAUAAUUGGGUAUAACUGCGUGUUUUCUCAGUGUCCUAUCUACCACUUUUCAUUUUCUUCCUCAUAAAUUUAUUUUAGUGAACUUUCCAUUUAUUUUAACAUAACAGCAAAAUAAGUAAUGUAAGCUAUAUUUAUAUUUUCAAGUUUUUUAUUCCCUUGUUGCUGUUUAUUUACGUCUUUCUGUAUCUUAGCUGUUGCUGUUUUUUAAAGUCUUGAAAGAACCCAGUUAUCAUAACCAUAGUGAUGCAAGAUAAAAUAUUUCUUACAUCAUGGCAUUUAUCAAAUGUGUGGAGCAAUGUUUCAUAAAAAUGUUUUUACUUUUAUGAUAAUGAUUAAAAAUUGGAAAACUAUUAUGUCCAGUAGAUAUCACUGUUAUAGACUGAAUGAUGAUUGCUCACUCUGCCAUUAUUUAUUACGGUGGCAUUCUAACUAGGUUAGAGGAGAGACCCGGGUAUUCAGUCAAUCAGGGCACUUUGGCUGUAAAAUUAUGAUUUUUUAAAAACAUAUAUUGCACAACUGAGUUAUUUCUAAAUAGCUGAAAUUCCAUUUUUAAGUUUUUAAAGAAAUAGUGGUUAAUAGUUUAGUAAUCCAAAUGACAUGUAGCUUUUGCAUGGUGUUACAAAUUGCUAGUUAUUUGUGUUGCUUAUAUUUCUUUUGCUAUUUAAUUGACACAUGAAAUGUUUCUCACCAUUCACUGAACUAAUUUUAAUUGUAUGUAGCUAAGUAAUUUUAAAUGUAUGUAUGAAUAGUACAAGGGUAGCUAAACUGAAGCUUCCAAGUUGAAUGCAUCUCCCACGCAGUUUAAAUAUAGCUACUAAUAAAAGUCAUUUAAUGGCAAAAUCUUAUUUAAAUGGGAGUGGUGUGUGCAGAUCACUGAUUGCAAAAUGUGCAUCUUGAAAAUUGUGUCCCGCGACUCUUGCAAGUGUCAAAACUUUGAUCUGUAAUGAAGUUGAGGUAAAUUGGCCAUUCUUGUACUAUUCAAUUGUGCUUCUAUAUUACAUAUUACACUUUAAAUAAUAACCAGCUUUUCUAGAGCCUACAUUCAAAUGAGCAGGGGGCUGGACUAGAUGACCUCACGAGGUUCCUUCCAGCCUCACUUUCUUAUGAUCCUGUGUAAUCUUAACUGUACAGUAUAUUCAACUGACAUGUUCCUGUAUACUAAAAAUAAUUUUUUAUAUAACUGAUAUUUAUUGAGACCUCCUAAAAUCAUUUAGUAUAUAACAAGCAGGUUAAAUUGGAAUCUAAACAGGAUAUUCUGUUGUUAUUGCCUUAGAGUAAGAUUCUUAAACAGAUAACUAUGGUUUUGUACAUUACAAAUAAAGAAACUUUAAUCUUG
This is a messenger RNA of Alligator mississippiensis (American alligator), 7499 nucleotides long. RefSeq names its product broad substrate specificity ATP-binding cassette transporter ABCG2. The coding region runs from base 294 to 2279 and encodes 661 amino acids. NCBI's taxonomy places the organism in Eukaryota, Metazoa, Chordata, Crocodylia, Alligatoridae. The transcript has 16 exons. The record is from RefSeq and is a predicted model, not a curated record. Gene Ontology annotation, cellular component: plasma membrane. Gene Ontology annotation, molecular function: ATP hydrolysis activity; ABC-type transporter activity; ATP binding.